Messenger RNA from Sphaeramia orbicularis (orbiculate cardinalfish), 1127 nucleotides. It is a transcript of the gene mlnr, whose product is annotated as motilin receptor. Gene Ontology annotation, cellular component: plasma membrane. Gene Ontology annotation, molecular function: G protein-coupled peptide receptor activity. Bases 7 to 1101 code for a protein of 364 amino acids. Gene Ontology annotation, biological process: G protein-coupled receptor signaling pathway. NCBI's taxonomy places the organism in Eukaryota, Metazoa, Chordata, Actinopteri, Kurtiformes, Apogonidae. The transcript is spliced from 2 exons. The record is from RefSeq and is a predicted model, not a curated record.
GUCAGCAUGCCUUGGACCAGAGCCCAGGUGGAGCGUCACGCUGGUGGAGCAGAAACCAUAAUGGACCAGUACAACAUCGACGACCACCACUAUGAGGGUUCCCUGUUCCCGGCCUCCGCUCUCAUCCCGGUCACCGUCAUCUGCAUCCUCAUCUUCAUCGUCGGGGUAACCGGCAACACCAUGACCAUCCUCAUCAUCCAGCAUUUUAAAGACAUGAAGACCACCACCAACCUGUACCUGUCCAGCAUGGCGGUGUCGGACCUCAUCAUCUUCCUGUGCUUGCCCUUUGACCUCUACCGCCUGUGGAAGUAUGUGCCGUGGCUCUUCGGGGAGGCCGUGUGCCGCUUCUAUCACUACAUCUUCGAGGGCUGCACGGCGGCCACCAUCCUCCACAUCGCGGCGCUGAGCAUCGAACGCUACCUCGCCAUCAGCUUCCCCUUCAGGAGCAAGGUGGUGGUGACCAAACGCCGAGUGCAGUACAUCAUCCUGGCCCUGUGGGGGUUCGCGUUGGUUUCAGCCGCGCCCACGCUCUUCCUGGUCGGGGUGGCGUACGACAACGACACGCACCCCGACUACAACACGGGCCAGUGUACACCCACCAGCUACGCCAUCAGCUCGGGGCAGCUGCACAUCAUGAUCUGGGUUUCCACCACCUACUUCUUCUGCCCCAUGCUCUGCCUCAUCUUCCUCUACGGCUCCAUCGGAUGCAAACUGUGGAAAAGCAAAAACGACAUCCAGGGACCGUGCGCUUUGGCCCGCGAGAGGUCGCACCGGCAAACGGUCAAGAUCCUGGUGGUGGUGGUGCUGGCCUUCAUCAUCUGCUGGCUGCCUUACCACAUCGGCAGGAACCUGUUCGCCCAGGUGGACGACUACGACACGGCCAUGUUGAGUCAGAACUUCAACAUGGCGUCCAUGGUGCUGUGCUACCUCAGCGCCUCCAUCAACCCGGUCGUCUACAACCUGAUGUCCCGUAAAUACCGAGCCGCCGCCAAACGCCUCUUCCUGCUCCAUCAGAGGCCCAGGCAGGUCCACCGCGGACAGAGACAACUCUGCGUCAUUGACCACAUCUCCACCCUCAACGAAAGCCUAACGGGAGUCUGAGGAGCGUUACACUGUGACCGUGUUUU